AUGUGUGCUCGUAUACUCCCAAAGUAUCAGAAAUACUAUCAAUACCUUUCUUUGCGUCCAGAAAAUGGAUUGCAACAUAUUGUAACAAUUGAUACCCCUCCUGAUAUCAGAGCUAGUGAUAUUCAAAUUGAUUUUAAUCGCGAAGCUCAAACUAUUAAUGUCCAUUACUUAGACCUUGUACCAUUUUUAUGUGGUCAAAUGAAAGGUAACGUUACUGGAUAUUCAACUUUGAUAUAUCCUUCAGAAAAUCAACUCAUUAUUAAUUUUACUUUAACAGAAAGAUUGGAAAUAACAGAUUUGUUUAUUUGUGACUACCAUCCUUUGUUACGUAUUUGCGAUCCUUAUUCUUUACUUAAACUUUUCCUCCAUAAAGGAAGGGAAACAGUAACAAGAAACGAUAUAGCAAAGCUCGAUUUAGCUGCCAAGAUGGGUUUCCUUCCUGCAAUCCAAGAACUAUAUAUCAAUUUUAUUUACUCGAAAUUCCCAAUCAAAUUAGCUGAUGAAUAUGCAUUAGAACUAGCUGAAGGCUACAAACCAUCCCAAUUACAUUUCUACAUCGCGUGUGCCCAUUUUCAUGAGAAAACAGAAGAAGAUUACCAUAUUGCUUAUCAACAUUUCCUGAAAAGCGAAGAAUAUGGUGGAUUUGCAAAAGAUUUUCUAGGAUUGUACUACUCUCCAAUUAGCUAUAUUCCAUUUCCAAAUAAAGAUGGUAAAAUUGCAGCAGAAUGUUUCGAAAAAACAUUGGAAAAAGAUCCGAAAAACGUUAUCUCGUUGCACAAUCUUUCCCUAUUACUUUACCAAGGAAUUGGUGUUGAAAAAGAUGUUAAACGUGCUCAGGAAUUGUAUAAUACUCUAGUGACUAUUGACCCUCAUUUUCCACCACUAGAAGAUGAGAAAAUUAUAUUCUUUGAUAACGAAGGAAAAGAUGAUUCAUUCAAUAUGAACGAUUUGUAUUUAAUUUUAGGAAUUGGAGCUGCUAUCGGUGUUGGAGCGUUUUGUUUCUACAAAAUAUGGAAGAGAUUGCAAAGGAAAUGA
Messenger RNA from Trichomonas vaginalis G3, 1035 nucleotides. Its product is annotated as HCP-like family. Gene Ontology annotation, molecular function: protein binding. Lineage: Eukaryota; Parabasalia; Trichomonadida; Trichomonadidae. The transcript has a single exon. The coding region runs from base 1 to 1035 and encodes 344 amino acids. The record is from RefSeq and is a predicted model, not a curated record.